UGCUGUGUGCUGUGUGCUGUGUGCUAUGUGCUGUGUGCUAUGUGCUGUGUGUUGUGUGUUGUGUGUGUGGUCGGUAUGGCGUGGUUGUUUUGGGUGCCGAGCGACGGUGCUGGGUAGGUAUGGAGUAUGGAGACCACACGGUUACCCGCUGUUGCCCAGAAUACGAGGCUCGGUAUCUGGUUUAUGUGCAGGCGCUGCGGUGGCACGAGAUGUGAAAAGCGGGACUCGAGUGAGAGAGGCGGAUAGGGAGUAAAAGGUGGAAUGACACGAAAACUAGGUUAACGGUGGAAUGGGUGCCUGGUGUACAGGGAACUGCCAAGCACGUCAUUAGGAUCGGACGAAAUUUUCACAAUUCGCAAAUCGAGGUAGACAAUCAGGGAGCCCGCGACAUGCUUCCGCCCCACCGCCCACUGUUGUUUAAAUUUAACCAUUGCAAAUCUGCUGACCAUGGGAGAAGAGGGAGACGUUGGAAUCACCAGGUACCGGGACUGGAAGCAACAGGGCGUAACUGCACGCUGA
Lasiosphaeria miniovina is the source of this 519-nucleotide messenger RNA. RefSeq lists its product as uncharacterized. Lineage: Eukaryota; Fungi; Ascomycota; Sordariomycetes; Sordariales; Lasiosphaeriaceae. The transcript has a single exon. The coding region runs from base 26 to 253 and encodes 75 amino acids. The record is from RefSeq and is a predicted model, not a curated record.